Messenger RNA from Hemiscyllium ocellatum (epaulette shark), 1474 nucleotides. It is a transcript of the gene fahd1, whose product is annotated as fumarylacetoacetate hydrolase domain containing 1. Lineage: Eukaryota; Metazoa; Chordata; Chondrichthyes; Orectolobiformes; Hemiscylliidae. The coding region runs from base 296 to 952 and encodes 218 amino acids. The transcript has a single exon. Gene Ontology annotation, cellular component: mitochondrion. The record is from RefSeq and is a predicted model, not a curated record. Gene Ontology annotation, molecular function: acetylpyruvate hydrolase activity.
CAGCCAGCACGGUCACGGACACACUGGCGAGCCGGUGUACCGGCAGCAGCAUAGUCAGAGUCAGGAGACCGGGGACGCUCCGGCUCCAGACACAGACACAGCCUUUCACCUCCAACCCGCAGCCUCUCCUUCAUUGGGCAAUCUCAACCAAUUGCAACAUUCUCACCAUAACCUCUGCACACGUUGUCAUUGCGAAUACUUUAAAGAGGGUUAAGGAGCAGUUAGGGUUUUGCAAUAGCUGUACAGAGAGGCUGUGCGGGGACUGAAGCUGUUUAAAAUUUUCAGUUUCAGGACUAUGGCUCGGGACCUCCACUCUUUCUGGGAGUGGGGCAGGAAGAUAGUCUGCGUCGGCAGGAAUUACGCCGAACACGCUCGGGAGUUGGGGAACCCUGUGCCCGGAGCCGAGCCGCUGCUCUUCCUGAAGCCGGUCAGUGCCUACCUAAGGCCGGGCUUUGCAAUCCGGCCACCCCGCUACAGCCGCCGGCUACAGCCCGAGGUAGAGCUGGGGUUGGUCCUGGCCAAGGGCGGCAGCUGUAUCCCGCAGGAAGAAGCUAUGGGCUACCUGGGAGGCUACGCGCUUUGCUUGGACAUGACGGCCCGGGACACACAAGAGGAGUGCAAGAGGAAAGGUCACCCCUGGACUCUGGCCAAAGGCUUCGACUGCUCCUGUCCAGUGAGCGACUUCAUCCCCAAGGACAGGAUCCCUGAGCCACACCGUCUGACUCUUUGGCUCAAGGUGAAUGGACAGCUCAGGCAGCAAGGACAAACCUCCCAGAUGAUAUUCCCCAUCCCCUUUCUCAUCAGUUACAUCAGUGGGAUUAUGAAACUGGAAGAAGGGGACCUGAUCCUCACGGGGACACCUGCAGGAGUGUCUGAUAUCCAGGAACAUGAUGAGUUGCAAGCUGGCAUCGACGACCUGAUCACCAUGAAGUUCAAAGUGGAAAGCGAUUAAUGUCAUUCCAAAAGUAAUUAUAUUAUUGUUUUCUGUACAGUGGCGUGCAAUUAUGUCUGCCGACUGCUGAAUAACAAAUUUCUUGAGAUUUCUAGUGGGACAAGUACAUUUCUAUUUGGCUCAAUUUCUCUGGACCAUAAACAAUUUAAAAUGUAACCUGAUAUUAAAUAAUUCCCUAUAUUACCAGUGACUACAUAACCAGUGCCACAACUAAAAUUAUUUUUAAUCAACCUGAUCAUGGAUGUUAUGACACACCACUGUUAGGCAGGAGAUGAAUGCAGACCAUUCUAAGAUCACAAGAGCACCCACCAUAGAUCUGAACUGAUAUUGCUGUGUGCAACAUGGCUGCCUAUUGUAAUAGUACUUUUAAAAAAAAAUUUAGUACUUUUGGAUCUCUUGAGAAUAGUUAUUACAAUUUAAAUGUAACUUCCUUCAUCUUUUAUGAUCAGUUGCAACAAACUUGGACUUUAUUCUGAAGUUAUGCAAUUCAAAAUUAUCUUUCUUGUCCUAACUUGUGAAAAG